AUAAGACAAAACAAAAGUUAACUGAAUUAAAACGAAACUUGGACACACUACAAUUAAACGAACAUUAAAUCAAAAUGUUCAUAAUUGAAUUGAACUAAAUUCCUAUUAUAUCAGCCAGAUUACGCGGUGUGACUUAUCAAAACGAAUCUCAAGAGCGACACUUUUGCCACGUUAAGCGUAACAUGUUUGUUUAUAAAGUGCUUAUGAUCAGCUUUCGAUUGUUCCUUUGCUCAGACCAGUUCUUGUUAGAUCGAGAUUCGCUUUUGAUGGCUGCCGAUAAAAAGGCUGAUCUAACCGGUGACACAUUUCAGUUGCGGAAGCUUUAGUCAACGGUUGAGAUGUCAUCAACGAAGUGCUGUUAUUAUUAUUAUUGUUAUUUGUAUCUGCUAUGGAUGUGGCUUAUGAUGGGGCUCAACAGCUGUGAGUCGACGGUGAAAAACGCAGCAGCCCCCAAACAAGUGUCAGUGUCUCGGCUCGAAUGUAAUGAAAAUCUGUGUGCCGAAUUGAACUAUCCACUCGACUCGCAAGUGGCAUAUUUUUCAAAUGAAAUCGGCAAAACACUGGGCAAUUAUACGUCGCUGGUGUUACAUAAUUCCCAGUUGACUCAUUUGCCGUUGAAUGUAUUCCAAACUCUCAAGCAAUUGGAAACUCUCGAUGUUUAUGGCUGCGAGGUACAACAUGUGGCGCGGGAAUGUUUUCGUUCAGCUGGCAAACUCAAGAAAUUACAUCUGGGUGGCAAUUUGAUAAGCAAACUCGAUGGCGACACAUUUGCACUGGCGACGCAGCUCGAGGAAUUGGAGUUGGCCGAUAAUGAGCUGCAGGAAUUGCCAGCGAAAUUAUUCUCUGGUCUGCGGCAACUGAGGAAAUUGUUGCUGCAAGGUAAUCGCUUGAAAGUGCUGCCAACGGAUGCAUUUGUGCAGUUGCAACACUUGCAACAUCUCAACGUCGACUACAAUCAAUUGACAAAGUUGCCGGCGGGUUUGUGUGGCAAACAAGAGGAGUUGCAGGACUUCUCGGCACAUGGCAAUCAACUGCAGCAAGUUGCAAGCGAUGCAUUCGCAACUGUGCAACGUCUCUGCCUCUCUGAUAAUCCCCAGCUCCACACUUUGCACCUUGCGGGCAAAGUGCGUCAGUUGCAGGCAAACAAUUGCAAUUUAAAGAGUCUCAAACUCAAUCAAGCUCAGCAGCUGGAGCAAUUGCAGUUGAGUAAUUCGAAGCUGCGCAACUUCGACUUUCUGCGCAGUGCACAAAAUCUGCUGGAACUGGAUUUGUCCGGGGUGGAGAAGUUGCCUGUGUUGCCGAAUCCCUGGCCAGCUAAGCUGGUGGAACGUUUGAGCAUUUCACGUGAUAAUCCCGGCGAUUGGCCCGAUAAAAUUAUAUCACAAAUGCCGCAGCUGAAGUAUCUGGAUGUUUUACGCAACGGGGAACGUGAGAUUUUUCUCAUUGAUGACGAUGAUGAUAACGUUGAGCAGUUGGAUAAUAACGAUUGGCUGUGUGAUAAGCAGACGGGAGAAUGUCCAACUGUCGAAGUGGGUGAAGCCGAUGAAUUGUUAUGGACUGGAGAUGGUUUCGAGACGAUAUCAUAGACAUGAUUUGACAAAUAAAUGUUGUUAAUAAUAUUAAAUGCGUUUAUAACUUAAUUCAUUUCAUGGUUGAUCAACGCUCUGAUAAGUACAGUUACUGUGAACGAUCUUCAAUCGUCGCUCAAUCGAUCGUUGCACAUUUUAUUAUUGGUGUCAUGAGAACGCAGAGAUCUUGUCAUUCAUCUCUCGAUCGUUUUGAUCGUUUGUUGUUCGUCGGCAAUC
This is a messenger RNA of Drosophila sulfurigaster albostrigata, 1805 nucleotides long. Its product is annotated as carboxypeptidase N subunit 2. Gene Ontology annotation, cellular component: extracellular matrix. Gene Ontology annotation, molecular function: protein binding. Bases 339 to 1586 code for a protein of 415 amino acids. The record is from RefSeq and is a predicted model, not a curated record. Lineage: Eukaryota; Metazoa; Arthropoda; Insecta; Diptera; Drosophilidae. The transcript has a single exon.